CGAGCACAAAAUGUCCGACAACCAGCCGGCCGGCAACAGCGAGGACGGACUCGGUUUCAGAAUCGAAGGCUUCGGCGUUGUGAUUCUUCCUUUCUCUCUUCUCGAGCACCUCCUACAUCUGACGCGUCCUGAGAUCGAAGCCCAGAACCGAUCCGACCACACCGUGAUUCACUCGGCGUUGUUGGGCUCCUCGGAGUUCCAUGACCUGGUCGAAGAUGGCACCAUCCCCGUGCACCCGCUGGAUCUCAUUUCUCUGUCUGAUGAGGAUGGUGAUGGGGGUGACGCUGACAACAAUGACAAUGGCGACGGCCAUAUCCCCGAUGAGGAGGUGGAGGAAGUGGGGGUAGACGACUGGGAUGAGAUGGAGGACGUGGAGGAGGUGGAGGAGGAGGAGGAGGAGGAGGAAGGUGAAGAAGAAGACGAAGUGAUGGAUGUGGCACGAGAUGAGUUGACCUGCGCCAAUGAGAUACCCACCUAUGCCAGUCCCGCCGAGGAAGUCCUAACUGCCGGCUGUACAGCUAUGGGAACGCCGUCUUCGUCAUCUGCAACACCAGUACUUGUCAUUCUCGGCGGUUCACCGCUCAACGGCAGACUUGCAAUCGAAUCUACAAUAAUUGCCGGCGGAGAUCCAAGGGUGGCUAUGUGA
Molecule: messenger RNA, 646 nt
Organism: Aspergillus brunneoviolaceus CBS 621.78
Lineage: Eukaryota; Fungi; Ascomycota; Eurotiomycetes; Eurotiales; Aspergillaceae
Exons: 3
Coding region: 11-646 (211 amino acids)
Source: RefSeq, a predicted model, not a curated record